AGAGUUCCCCGGAGCCUCCACUCCGGCUCGGCGCCCUCUCCUCCACUCCUUCCCCGAGGGGCGCGCCUGUCUGCUGCUCCUCCGGCGGAGCUGCAGGUCUGGGUCCCUGGGGCCAGACAUGGGGCUGGGGAGAUCAGGCCCCUAACCAAGCAGCUGAAUUAUUUGCUGCUGCUCAAGAGUCCCUGUAUAUCUUUACCUCCAACAGCUCUCCACACAUCCAGUUGAUGACCACAAGUGCUGCCAGAGCCCUCUCACUGGGAGGAUUUCCCCUCACCACUGUCUGUGAGAGUUCCCCCUGUUUGGGCAGCUAGCUGCAGGGGACCCUAUAUGAGGCCAGAGGUGUGAACUGAGAGAGAGACAUCAGAACAACAGAGGGGUGCCAUUUGCAUCGUCUUAGAGGUGUCACAAUAAAAGACAUUCGCCGUAUUUAAUAAUUUUCAGUUUUAUUCUAUGACCCAAGCAGCAGCAACAAUGGGAUUAGAAGAUCAUGUAAUAUUUUUCAGGAAAAUGGCAAAGUUAAUUUUGAGUGAAAUGCCAAAAGCCAAAUAUUCCAGUUUAUUAAAUGAUUUUGUUGAAUCUAAUUUUUUUGUGAUUGAUGGCGAUUCCUUGCUUGUCACAUGCCUAUGUGAUAAAUCGUUCAAGCAGGGACAGGAUCUCCACUUCUUCUACCUCGUUGAAUGUUAUCUUGUGGAUCUUAUGAGUAAUGGAGGACAAUUUGCCAUAGUUUUCUUCAAGGAAGCUGAAUGUGCAUAUUUUGAUUUUCCUGAACUUCUUUCAUUGAGAACUACUUUAAUUCUCCAUCUUCAACACAAUACCAACAUUGAUGUUCUAACAGAGUUUUCUGGAUGCUCAUCACUAGACUGGAAAUUAUUCUUGGAAGAACAUUAUCCAUAUUUUCUGGUAGUUUCAGAGGAAGGCCUGAAUGAUGGACAAACGUCCUUUUUUAACUUCUUAAUCAUACAGUCUUGGGCAAUGGGAGUCAAUGUUGUGCUUUCAUCAGGGCAAGAAUGUGAUAUUCUCAGAUUUCAUGCAUAUAUUAUGCAAAGCACAGACAGAAACAAAAAGUUUUCUAAGGAGAAUGAAACAGUGAUUCAAAGUGCGUAUGAAAGCCUCAUGCAACACUUGGAAGAAAGGAAGAUUUUAGCGUUAGCAUCUCACUUUAGACGUUUAAGAUGGAAAGUUAUGAUGGAAGAGGCAUGUCAGACUAUAUCUCUGCUUCAGCAGCUGUGGCUAGAAGCAUUGGACAUCAGGCGUGUUGUCUGUGUUACUUCAUGUUCCUUAGCCUUGAGAAUGUACCAUCGUUUUUUAGGAAAUAAAGAGAACACAGCCUCUGGUCGGGAAACUAUCACUCAUCAGGUGAGCAGUAAUUACCUACCGCUGCGGGAGGCAGAAGAUUUGUGCAGACUGCAUUGUCUCUGCAUGGCUUUUCAGCUCCACUUACCUCUUUCUCAGAGAGCUUGUUCUCGAGUCAUCAUCUCUCCUUGGAUUGAGAACGUCUGUACCUUCUUAAAAAUGAAAAAGUGGUGUGACUAUUUCAUUCUAAGAAAUUUAAACCUUUUUGAAGGUUGGAAUCUUAAUUUAAAUCAUCUUUCUGACUUGUGUGAUGAGCAUUUGUUAAAGAAUAUUGCCUUUUACUAUGAAACUGAAAAUACUCAAGAGCUACAUUUGAAUUUGGGAGAUUCCAUUAAGAGAGAUUACACACAUCUGUGGAAUUUUGUGUCACACCUGGUAAAAGAAUUUGAUGUUGGAAAGCCUUUUCCUCUGAGAACAACAGCAAGGCCUUUUCUUGGAAAGAAGCUAUUACCAAUCCAAGAUGUCUCCCUGGGAAAGAUACCUAAAGUGGGUUUUAUCCCAAUGACAUCUGCUAUAAUUGAUAAAUUUGUCGGAGAUGUGAUGAAGGAUUUGCCUAUUCUAAAGAGUGAUGCUCCAGCUGUUACUUCACUGCUUAAACAAAAGGAACGUGAUGAACUUUUGCACUGGCAUGCUCACAGACCCCUUAGUAAUGACUACGACAAGACCAGGUGUCUUUUUUAUGAAAAUUCUAGAGACCUACCUGUUUUUAAUGUGAAAAAGAAUCAGAGUUAUCCGCAGUUUUAUGGGAAAUCAUUAGAAUCAGUCUCUUCAAAAGUCAUUGUAACUCAAACUAUCCAGCCAAAAGAGGACUCCUGGGGAGCCAAGAGUGAAAUAUCACAGCAGGAUGCUAAAUCUGAAAAAGUUACUAGAAAGAAGAAAAGUUCACUUCUCAAACAAGAUCAGAAAGAACAACAACAAUGGAAUGAUCUGUUAUUUUCUGUUGAAAAAGAGUUGAAAGAGAAUUUAAACUCUGGAAUAAGGAAACUGGAAGAUUUUUUAAAAUCAUGUAAAAGUAACUCAGUGAAAAUUCAGGUUGAAAUGGUAGGGUUAAGUGCCUGCUUUAAAGCAUGGAAAGAACAUUGCCGGGAUGAAGGCAGAAUUUCAAAAGAUUUAAGUAUAGCUGUUCAAAUGAUGAAAAGAAUCCAUUCGCUUCUGGAGAGAUACCCAGAAAUUUUGGAAGAGGAUCAUAAAUUUAUAGCCAAAUGCCUUAAAUAUUUAGGUUUUAAUAAUUUGGCAAACUCUUUAGAUCCAACCCUGGUAACAGGAGAUGAUGAGAAAAGGAAGAAAAAGAAUAAAUAUGCAAUUGACAUUGGACCUGCUAGGUUUCAACUACAAUACAUGGGCCAUUAUUUGAUACGAGAUGAGAGAAAUGAUCCAGAUCCCAGGGUCCAAGAUUUCAUUCCUGACACAUGGCAGCGAGAGGUCCUUGAUGUUGUGGAUAAUAAUGAGUCAGCAGUGAUUGUUGCCCCAACAUCCUCAGGCAAAACCUAUGCUUCCUACUACUGCAUGGAGAAGGUGCUGAAGGAGAGUGAUGAAGGGGUGGUGGUGUAUGUUGCACCAACAAAGGUCCUUGUCGGUCAAGUGGCAGCAACCGUUCAGAAUCGUUUUAUCAAAAAGUUACCGCCUGGCAGUGCUCUAUGUGGCACUUUCACGAGAGAUUACCAUUAUAAUACACUCAACUGUCAGGUACUUAUCACCGAGCCUGCAUGCUUUGAAGUUCUGCUGCUUGAUCCUCAUUGCCAAAAAUGGGUGAAAAGGCUCAGAUAUGUUAUAUUUGAUGAGGUCCACUGUCUUGGUGGAGAAACUGGAGGAAAAUUUUGGGAGCAUCUUCUUGUCAUGAUUCGAUGUCCCUUUUUGGUUCUUUCGGCUACCAUAAGUAACCCUAAGCUUCUUACUGAGUGGCUGCAAUCAGUAAAACAGUACUGGAGACAGGAAGACAAGAUGAUGGAAGAAAAGUUUAUUUCUGAAGUAAAGUCUGACCAGUGUCUCAACUUUCUCAAAGACAACUUGCAUAGAGAUCAAUCAUAUGAAGUUAGACUCGUGCUCUAUGGAGAGAGAUACAAUGAUUUAGAAAAGCAUAUCUGUUCAGUAAAAGACAAUGACAUUUGUUUUGAUCAUUUUCACCCAUGUGCAGCAUUAACAACGGAUCAUAUCGAAAAGUAUGGCUUCCCUUCUGAUCUUACGCUUUCCCCUCAAGAUAGUGUCCAACUUUAUGAUACCAUGGUUCAAGUCUGGGAAACUUGGCCCAGGGCUCAGGAAUUGAGUCCAGAGGAAUUUGUUCUUUUUAAGAAUAAAAUAGUCAUUAAAAAAUUGGAUGCUAGAAAAUACGAAGAAAACUUAAAGGCAGAACUAACACGUUGGAUUAAAAAUGGCAAAGUAAAGAAGGCCAAAAGAGUACUGAAGAAGCUUAGCCCUAAUUUGGUGUCAAGUUCAGACGAUAUGGUAAAAAUGUUUCCCCUUCUUGUUGAAAAGUUAAGACAAAUGGAUAAGUUGCCUGCGAUAUUUUUUUGUUUUAAGAGUGUUGAUGUGGAAGAAAGAGCUAAAAGCGUGUGCGCUUUUUUGGAGAACCCAGAGAGAAAAAGCUGUAGCCAGACUGACCAAUGUCAUAGCUAUGCCCAUGAUAUAAAUAAAAAACUUACCAAAGCUGAAAAUAAAGUGAAAAGACUAAAGAAAACCUUUGGAAAAGACAAGGAAGAGUCCAGGAAGUUGAAACUAAAACUAACAUAUGGAGCUGAAUAUGUUAAUAUCCUCAACAAUUUGAAGGAGUUUCUGAAAAUCCCUGAGGAGUGCUUGUAUGCUGAUGUCAAUGCGCUGCACACUGAGACUUUGGAGGUGGUGUUUAAACGAGUGCAAUUAACGAGAAAAGGCGCAGAACUGAAGGCUUUAGCACAAAGGGGUAUUGGCUAUCAUCACGAUUUCAUGUAUUUUAAGGAAAGAGAGUUUGUUGAGAUACUUUUUGCGGAAGGGUUUAUCACGGUAGUGACAGCUACUGGAACACUUGCCCUAGGAAUCCACAUGCCAUGUAAAUCUGUUGUGCUUGCACAAGACUCAGUCUACCUGGAUGCUUUAAAUUAUAGACAGAUGUCUGGACGUGCUGGAAGACGAGGUCAAGACCUGCUGGGAAAUGUAUAUUUCUUUGAUAUUCCAUUGCCCAAAAUAAAAAGACUCAUCACAUCCAAUGUUCCUGAACUGAGAGGACAGUUCCCUCUCAGCAUAAGCCUGGUCCUGAGACUCAUGCUGCUGGCUUCCAAGGGAGGUGACCCAGAGGAUGCCAAGGCCAAGGUGCUGUCGGUGUUAAAGCAUUCAUUGAUGUCCUUUAAGCAGCCCAGAGCCAUGGAGAUACUGAAACUUUACUUCUUGUUUUCUUUGCAGUUCCUAGUCAAAGAGGGCUAUUUAGAUGAAGAAGGCAAUCCAAUGAGAUUUGCAGGACUUGUAUCACAUUUGCAUGGUCAAGAACCUUCAAAUUUUGUUUUUGUCAGUUUUCUUAUGAAAGGCCUUUUCCAUAAUCUCUGUCAGCCAAUCAAGAAAGGCUCACAGCUAUUUUCUCCGAGUGUGAUGGAAAAACUCAUAUUAGUAUUGGCAAAUUUGUUUGGAAGAAAAUAUAUUCCAGCAAAAUUCCAAGAUGCUAAUUUCAGUUUUCCUCAAUCAGAGGUGAUCCUUGAUGAACUCCCGGAGGAUUUUAAGGCUGCUUUACAGGAGUAUAACUUGAAAGUGAUGGAAGACUUUGCCUCUUUCCUACUGAUUGCUUCCAAGUUGGCAAACAUGAAGAAUGAAUAUCGACUUCCUUUGUCAAGAACCAAAUUCACAGGUAAAGAAUGUGAAGACUGUCAACUUGUGUCUCAUUUAAUGAACUGCAAGGAAGGAAGAGUAGCCAUUUCACCAUUUGUUUGUCUCUCGGGAAACACAGAUGGUGAUUUGCUUCGACCUGAGACUCUCAACCGUGUCAUUUUGCGGACAAUUGGUAUCAAUGGCACUCAGGCUCCUGUGCUAUGGUCACAGAAAUUAGAUAACCGAGGAAGAGGAAUGCCACUUAAUGCUUACGUGCUUAAUUUCUAUAAACAUGGUUCCUUGACGAGAUUAUGCCAAGACAACGGGAUGCCUAUGGGACAGAUUCUAAAGCUUUUAAAAGAUUUUGCACUCAACAUUCAGACUAUCAGUGAUUUCUUGAGUGAACUGUGUAAAGAUGAGCAUGACAAUGUGGUCUUGGCAUUUAAACAACUGAGUGAACUCUUCCAGGAAAAACUUCGACAAGUCUAAAUUCAAAUGUUUCCAAAUCACUUGGAAUAAUAGCAUGAGAAUUUUCAAGUCCAGUUAUGUGGUUUUCAUCUCUUUCCUAGAAAGAUUCAUUUGAACUCAUGCAAUAAAAUAGGAAGAAGAUUCUUCAUUGAGUCAAACAAAAUUGAAUUCAAAUAUUAGUUCUGCUGUUGUCUAGUUGAAGGAUGUUUGAUAAGUUAUGUAAUAUAUCUAAGCCUUAGUUUCCUUUUUGGCAAAAUGAGAAUAAAAAUGCAUACCUCUAGGUGUUUUGAGGGUUACAGAUGAUAAUGUAUGAAAAGCGAUUGGGUUAGAGUGGUGACUCAAUAAAUGGUAGUGUUAUAUUUUUUGUAGUUAAAGUUAAUGUAUAGCAGAAUUUUAGUUUCACAAUGUCAAGUUUUGUGUAUGUUCCUAGCCUAUUAAAUUUUUUCAUUAAUGAUCUGUAAAUCACAAAAGACUCAAAUCAAUUCUGAACAACAGUUACAUAAGUAGACUUCUGAGAUUACAAGAAAGUCACUGCUGUGGACUGUGUUUGUGACCCUCAAAAUUUAUAUGUUGAAAUCCCAGCCUCCAGUAUGAUGACAUCAGAAGGUGAGAUCUUUGAGGGGGUAAUUAGGUCAUUAGGGUGGAGCCCUCAUGAAUGAGAUUAAUAUCCUUAUAAGAGACACACGAGCUUGCUCCCUCCUCCCUGCGCUCUGCCAUAUGAGGCUACAAGAAGACAGCCAUGUGUAAAGCAGGCAGCAGGCUCUCACUAGCACCUAACCAGCUGGCACUUCUCACUGAUCUUGGACUUCCUAGCCUUCAGAGGAGUGAGAACUAAAUAUUUGUUGUUUAAUUCACUCAGUCUACGGUAUUCUGUUAUAGCAACCUGAACUAAAACAGCCACUUAGCAUAGUUAUAAACUGCUUUCCUAUUGAAAGCAGAACAUGUUGAUUCAACCGUUUUUCCAAUAGCAAUGAUAGAUUUUGUUUCAGUCCCUAGACUUUCUAAUUUGUUCUUCCCAAAUGACCAAAAGUACACUUUUAUAUUUCCUGGAUUAAGGAUUUUGUACAUGACUGAGAAAAAACUCUUACCCUGUGAGGCAAAACAAAUGUGGAAUUCAGAGCAUUUCCCCAUUCAGUGUCAUAAUUAAAAAACAGCCCCCUUAAAGUAACAACCACAACAAAAGACAGAUGAACAUUUAAAUACUCUUAAGGCUGUAAUAAAUGAAUACAGUAUUCUGAAGGAGAAAAAAUAUCUCCAAUGAGUCUAAUCAAUCGUUGGUUUAUAAAUUAGGAAAUAUGAUUCUUAAAGCUAUUUAAAUAGUUUCAAACAGUUUCAACUAGCAAACUUGAAGGGAUUUUUUUUUUUAAUGUAAAUGAGGUCUUGGGUAUAAGUUCUGUGAUGCUUUAAGAAAACAAUUAGCUGAUAAGUUGGUGUUAUUGUCAUUGUGUGUAAUAAGUGACUGGACACCCAUAAAGAAAUAAAGAAUGUUUAGUUUAUUUAC
This is a messenger RNA of Equus caballus (horse), 7090 nucleotides long. RefSeq names its product DExD/H-box 60 like (gene DDX60L). Gene Ontology annotation, molecular function: single-stranded RNA binding; ATP binding; double-stranded RNA binding. Gene Ontology annotation, cellular component: cytoplasm. Gene Ontology annotation, biological process: defense response to virus. The record is from RefSeq and is a predicted model, not a curated record. NCBI's taxonomy places the organism in Eukaryota, Metazoa, Chordata, Mammalia, Perissodactyla, Equidae.